AUGCCUUCACAUCUGCGAAAAAUCGCAUUAUGUAGCAGUCUUAUAUUGCUUGGACUUGCACCUCUAAUAGCCGCGCACGGCGAUGAAGAACCGGAAAUGGAUAUGAGCAUACCAAUGAGUUCGGUAGCCACAGCUAUUUCUACAGCCACGGUUUCAGCCAGCAUCGACACCGUGGUGGCUGAACCUUCUAGUUAUUUUCGAUAUCCUGAACAUGGAAGUCUGAUGGUAGCUCAUAUUAUACUCAUGACCAUAGGAUGGGUGUUCGUUCUGCCAAUAUGUGUGAUGCUCUCCAUUUCUCGAUCUCGUUUAAGUCUCCCUACACAAUUCGCGUUUCUAGCUUUGAACGGUGGUGGUCUCCUCUGCAGUAUAAUAUACAAUGCCUCCACUCCGGACCUUUAUCCGAAUAAUUUUCAUCAUAAAUUGGGGUGGUUUCUGAUAUGGGUAGUCACUGCACAAGCCCUAAUAGGGGUCACCAGUGCUUACGCGGGGCGUAGAGGCGAGAAGGAACAGGAGAACUCUGGGUACAUUCCGGUUUCGAGAGAAGCAAUGGCAGAGCAUACCCGUAUCCACGAACGACCUAAACCUAUUCCCAGAUUAUCGGAUGAUAGUGGACAAGGUACUGAGCCAGGUACCGAAUCUCUACGAAGCCAAUCGAUGUCUCUGUCUGGAGAUGAUGAAAAUACUCUAAAUGAAUCGGAAAAUGACGAGUUUGAAAAAGUGGGGUUGAUGGAAGGUACGCAGGUGGAUCAAUACUUGUCGAAACGACUUCCGGGAUUACUUACUGCACGUCUCUUGAGAGUAAUUCAAUUUUCAUGUGACGUUGUGGAUCGAGUAAUUCUUCUCCUGGGUUUUGCUAUUCUCACAUCUGGUUUCGUCACGUAUGGUGGUUUAUUUAAAGGAGCAGAAAUUUAUAGUGGUCUUGCGCACUUCAUUAAGGGUUCAGUUUUCUUCUGGUAUGGAAUCUUAACUCUUGGUCGAUGGGCAGGUUGCUUCGCCGAAAUUGGUUGGUCCUGGAAUAUCAAACCUCAUGAUGAGCGGAGAUUUUCUCCAACCGCUGAGUUCGUAGAAAGUUUCCUUAUUUUCUUCUAUGGCUCCACGAACGUUUUCUUGGAACAUCUGGCUGCUUGGGGGAGUGCAUGGAGCGCACAAGAUCUCGAGCAUAUUUCGAUCACCAUUAUGUUUAUUGGUGGUGGAUUGUGCGGCAUGCUUAUUGAGUCGAAGAAAAUUCGCAACCUUUUGAAUACCACACUCCAACAAUCAUCAUCUCGAAUGUCUCCCUAUCAUCCAGAAGCCCAAGAACCGAAAUCCUAUAGGUUUUCGAUGAACCCAAUCCCCGCUUUAGUCGUCAUGCUAUUGGGAAUGAUGAUGAGUUCUCACCAUCAACAUUCCAUGGUCUCAACUAUGAUUCAUGGACAAUGGGGAACUUUACUUGUGGGUGCAGCAUUUGCACGUGCUGCUACUUAUGUUGUAUUCUACCUUUCACCACCAACUUCGAUUCUGCCUGGUAGACCCCCCACGGAAAUCAUUACAGCUUUCUGUUUGAUGGCUGGAGGGUUGAUUUUUAUGGCUAGUAGCAAAGAUACAGUCAAGGCAAUUGAAAUGAAUGAUCUCGAUGCGAUGUUUGUUUUUACAGUUUCCAUGGGUCUCAUCACAUUUUUGAUGGCUUGGAUUAUCUUGGUGAUUGCAAUUAAAGGGUGGGCAGUGAGGAAAGAAAAGAGAUGGGGUAAGAGUGUUGGUUGUGAUGUCGAUGGGACUGCAUAGAAAUAAUGCUGGAGGACAAUAAUGGAUGUGGACAAGGGAAGACGGGAAAGUGGAAUAAUAUAUAGAUGGGUCAUGAUAUUACGAAUGGAUGGAUGAGAAGAUGGGAAUGGUAAUGCUUAUGAGGCGGGGAAUGGAGUUAUGGCGUCAAGAUACCAUGGAUUGUUUGAUCUUUUUGGUUUGGGCUUGGAAUCGGGCUUGGAAUUGGAAUUGGAAUUGGAAGUCUUAAUUAUGGGAAGUGGAAGGAGAGGAGAGAUAGAUUAAUUAAAUAAUGGGAUUGAAGCUUGAGUAGAAU
This is a messenger RNA of Botrytis fragariae, 2053 nucleotides long. RefSeq names its product putative integral membrane protein. NCBI's taxonomy places the organism in Eukaryota, Fungi, Ascomycota, Leotiomycetes, Helotiales, Sclerotiniaceae. The transcript is spliced from 5 exons. Bases 1 to 1761 code for a protein of 586 amino acids. The record is from RefSeq and is a predicted model, not a curated record.